AUGCCCUCUCUUCAGCUUCUUCAGUUGACUGAUCGUGGUCGUGGAAUUUUGGCCUCGAGAAGGAAAGCUUUGCUUAUUGCUACUAGUAUUGUGGCUGUUGGUGGAACUGCUGCCGCUGCUGCAUAUGCUCAGUCACGAAAAAGCAAUAUAAAGAAAAAUUCUUUUAGUGAUUAUAAUGGAAUCAAUAACAAUAAUGAUGAAUCAGACCAACUGAUUGGAAAUAAUGAUAAUGUGAAAAAGAGCAGGCAAAAAAAAGGAAAUUUGAGGUCCCUCCAGGUUUUGGCUGGUAUUUUAUUAUCUCACAUGGGCCGAAUGGGUGCAGUAAAUAUGUUAUCAUUGGUGGCUAUAGCGGUUUGUAGAACUUCUGUAAGUAACAGAUUAGCUAAAGUUCAAGGUUUGCUUUUCCGUGUAGCUUUUCUUCGACGUGUACCAGCAUUUGUUCGUCUUAUUAUGGAAAACAUCUUGCUUUGUUUUGCUCUAUCAACAUUGACUUCCACUUCCAAGUACGUAACAGGGACCUUAAGUUUACGGUUCCGAAAAAUUUUGACCAAGCUCACACAUUCUGAAUAUUUUCAGAAUAUGGCAUACUACAAGAUAUCUCAUGUUGAUGGCCGGAUAAGCAAUCCCGAGCAGAGAAUUGCCAGUGAUAUACCCAGGUUUUGCUCGGAAUUGAGUGACCUUGUGCAAGAGGAUCUCAUUGCUGUUACCGACGGACUGCUCUAUACUUGGCGUUUAUGUUCUUAUGCAAGCCCAAAGUACCUUUUAUGGAUUAUGGCCUAUGUGUUGGGGGCAGGGACUGCAAUUAGAAAUUUUUCGCCACCUUUUGGAAAACUCAUGUCGGAAGAACAGCAGCUGGAAGGGGAAUAUAGGCAGUUACAUUCACGAUUAAGGACCCAUGCAGAGACCAUAGCACUAUAUGGUGGAGAAAAUAGGGAGGAGUUUCACAUUCAGAAGAAGUUUCGGAAUCUUGUGCAGCACAUGAGGGUUGUACUUCAUGACCAUUGGUGGUUUGGCAUGAUUCAGGAUUUCUUGCUCAAGUAUCUUGGUGCUACUGUUGCGGUCAUCCUGAUUAUUGAACCAUUUUUCUCUGGGAACCUAAGACCAGACUCUUCUACCCUAGGAAGAGCAGAGAUGUUAAGCAAUUUAAGAUAUCAUACAAGCGUUAUAAUUUCAUUGUUCCAGUCCCUGGGAACUCUUUCUGUAAGUUCGAGACGGCUCAAUCGCUUGAGUGGUUAUGCAGAUCGUAUUCAUGAACUCAUGGGUAUAUCUAAAGAGUUAGCUGAACGUGAUACAUCUAGUCAGCAGCCUGAUGGGAGCAAGAAUUAUGUUACUGAGGCAAAUUACAUUGAAUUUGCUGGUGUUAAGGUUGUCACUCCAACUGGUAAUGUCUUGGUAGAGGAUUUGACUCUAAGGGUGGAAACAGGUUCUAAUCUCUUGAUCACAGGUCCAAAUGGAAGCGGAAAAAGUUCCCUCUUUCGAGUCUUGGGCGGCCUUUGGCCAUUAGUAGCUGGUCAUAUUGUGAAACCUGGGGUUGGUUCUGACUUAAACAAGGAAAUCUUUUAUGUGCCACAACGACCAUAUACGGCCGUGGGAACUCUGCGUGACCAGUUGAUAUAUCCCCUUGCAUCAGAUCAGGAGGUUGAAGCCCUUUCACAAAGUGAAAUGGCUGAGUUGUUGAAGAAUGUGGAUCUUGAAUAUCUGCUGGACCGGUACCCACCUGAGAAAGAGGUGAAUUGGGGUGAUGAAUUGUCACUAGGAGAACAACAAAGAUUGGGAAUGGCUCGUCUCUUUUACCAUAAACCUAAAUUUGCUAUCCUAGAUGAGUGCACAAGUGCGGUGACAACUGAUAUGGAGGAGCGUUUCUGUGCUAAAGUCCGAGCCAUGGGAACCUCUUGUAUUACAAUUUCUCAUCGACCUGCAUUAGUUGCAUUUCAUGAUGUUGUCCUGUCUUUGGAUGGAGAAGGAGGGUGGAGUGUGCAUUUUAAAGAGUCGGAUUCUCCAGCUCUUACGGAGUCUGAGUUUGUUAAGAAAAGGAUUUCUGACCCAGAGCGACAAAGUGAUGCCCUUACUGUCCAACGUGCAUUUGCUAAUACAAAGAAGGAUCCAGCAUUUACAGCUUCUAGGUCACAUUCUUCGGAGUUGAUAGCAUCAUCUCUGACUGAGGAAGAUAACUAUUCACCGCCUGCCUUUCCGCAGCUGCAAACUGUUCCAAGGAUAUUACCUUUGAGAGUGGCUUCCAUGUUUAAGAUACUAGUACCCACAGUGUUUGAUAAACAAGGUGCACAACUCCUUGCAGUUGCUAUACUGGUGUUAUCCAGGACUUGGAUAUCAGACCGCAUUGCAUCGCUAAAUGGGACAACUGUGAAGUAUGUUCUGGAGCAAGAUAAAGCUGCAUUCGUUAGGUUGAUUGGUGUUAGUGUUCUCCAAAGUGCUGCAUCCUCCUUUGUUGCACCAUCUUUGAGGAACCUAACAUCUUUGCUUGCUCUUGGAUGGAGGAUUCGUCUGACCAAACACUUGCUUAGAAAUUACUUGAGAAAGAAUGCAUAUUAUAAGGUUUUUCAUAUGUGUGGAGCAAGUGUUGAUGCGGAUCAGAGGUUAACUCAGGACUUGGAGAAAUUAACUAGUGACUUGUCUGGAUUAGUCACUGGAAUGGUCAAACCAACCGUUGAUAUUUUAUGGUUCACUUGGAGAAUGAAGCUAUUGACUGGUCGUAGAGGAGUUGCUAUUUUGUAUGCUUACAUGCUGCUUGGUUUAGGUUUUCUAAGGAUUGUCACACCUGACUUUGGUGAUUUGACAAGCCGUGAGCAACAGCUGGAGGGAACAUUUAGGUACAUGCAUGAAAGAUUGAGGACACAUGCAGAGUCGGUUGCUUUUUUCGGUGGUGGAGCUAGAGAGAAAGAGAUGAUUGAAUCGAGGUUUAGAGACCUUUUUAAUCAUACAAAGUUGUUCCUUAAGAAGAAAUGGCUGUUUGGUAUUAUAGACGAUUUCAUUACAAAGCAGCUUCCGCACAAUGUAACCUGGGGAUUGAGCUUGUUGUAUGCCAUGGAACACAAAGGUGAUCGAGCUUCAACUUCAACUCAAGGUGAACUGGCACAUGCACUACGAUUUUUAGCAUCUGUUGUAUCUCAAAGCUUUUUGGCGUUCGGCGAUAUUCUUGAGCUGCAUAGGAAGUUUCUGGAGCUUUCUGGGGGUAUUAAUCGCAUUUUUGAACUUGAGGAGCUUCUAGAUGCUGCUCAACAUGGUAAUUUUAUGUCAGCAGAUUUUUCCUCAGGACCCUUGAGCACGGAGUUCCAAUCAGAUGAUAUUAUCUCCUUCUCUAAGGUGGAUAUCAUUACACCGGCUCAAAAACUUUUGGCUCGACAAUUAACGUGUGAUAUUGUGCCCGGGAAAAGCCUUCUUGUUACAGGUCCAAAUGGAAGUGGAAAGAGUUCGAUUUUCAGAGUCCUUCGUGGGCUUUGGCCCGCUGUCAAUGGAAGACUUAUUAGGCCUCAACAGCAAUUUGGUUAUGAAUCUGGGUCUCGUCUCUUUUAUGUGCCCCAGCGGCCAUAUACAUGCUUGGGGACUCUUAGAGAUCAGAUAAUAUAUCCUCUUUCUCGUGGCGAAGCUGAGAAAAGGACUUUACCGUUGAUCAAAGAAGGUAUAGUAUCCUCUGAUUCAACAGACAUCUUGGAUUCUCAUCUAAAAACUGUUCUGGAAAAUGUUAAACUACAAUAUCUUUUGGAAAGAGAAGGUGGAUGGGAUACUUGCCAGAACUGGGAAGACAUUUUAUCUCUUGGGGAGCAACAGCGUCUGGGCAUGGCACGGUUGUUCUUUCACAAGCCCCAAUUCGGAGUCCUCGACGAAUGCACCAAUGCCACGAGUGUUGAUGUAGAGGAGCACCUCUACAGGCUUGCAAGAGACUCAGAUAUUACUGUUAUAACAUCCUCCCAGCGACCUGCUUUGAUACCAUUCCACUCUGUGGAGUUGCGGUUAAUUGACGGAGAGGGAAAAUGGGAGUUCCGUACAAUUGAGCAGUGA
Messenger RNA from Striga hermonthica, 4017 nucleotides. Lineage: Eukaryota; Viridiplantae; Streptophyta; Magnoliopsida; Lamiales; Orobanchaceae. The record is from the annotation of a GenBank genome assembly.